UCAUUUAAUAAUUAUGCUUCACUAGAAUUAAUGAUGUUCAACUGGACUUAAGAUAUGUUAACAUUUCAUGAUUACUUGUUAAUUUUGUUAAAUUUAUUUCAAUGUUGUAUCGUUAAUUUGUAUUUUAUUGAUAAAAUGUGAAAUUUCGAAAGAAAUUUUAAAAGAUAUGAAUAAUGAAAACAAUACUACUGUUGAUUUAUUGAAGAAAAGAUUUGAGUCGUUUCAAUGUGGCAAAAAGUCUUCACCUGAAUUAUUAGAUUCACAGAAUGUUAUCAAACGGAAUAUUAAAAGAACUCCAGCAUUUCGAAGAGAUUUUAAAUUAUCUAAACAAACAGGAGAAACCCCUUAUUUUAAUAAGGUAACUAAUAUUAAAAAAAAUAAUCAUAGUACAUGUAUAUACUCAAAGUCAAUUGAAACAUUUAUAACACCUACAUCCAAUUUUAAUCAAUUUAAAAGUCAAACAAAAAAAGUAUCAGAUUUAAAUAAUUGCACAGUUGAUAAAACAGUGACUUCAAACCACGAAGUACUUAUCCAGUGUUUAAAAAAAGAGUUGAAUAAAAAUAAUACUAGUAACACUAUUACAGUAAAACCUAGAAAAAAUUCUUUAGAAACUUUUUUACCAAUUGGUCCACCUCCCAAAAAACCUCCAAGAACUUUUGCUCAUGAUAAACAACUUCAAAUAAAUCUAAAUUCAAAGAUAGAGAUGGAUUUUCAUGAGAAACAAAAGUCAGAUCCUAAAGUUAUGUUGGAAAAAUUAGAAAAAUUUGUUGUUGAUAACUCUCAAUCAAAACAAAAAAUAAAUAUUGAUGAACAGUAUACUGUCAACAGUUUAAAUUCUAAAAAAAUUGAAAAGAAAACAAACUUGCUUACUUUAGCAAAGUCAUUAGGGUGUAUCAGUAAUCAAAAUAUGUAUGACAAUAAUACAACAAAAGAUUGUGACACAGAUGACCAAAAUUAUUUGACUACAAAAUUUUACUGUGAAAACAGUAUAGAACAUAUAUAUGAUGAACCAAUAUUCUUAAUGCAAAAUUCUAAUAAAAAUAGUGCUAAUAGCUGUCAUGUGCAUACUAAUAAUAAGCUAAUUGAUGAUUCUGAUAAAUCUGAUCUACAUUAUAUGUCAACCUCAAUACAAGAUUUGGAUUUUAAAAAUUACAUAGAAAAUUUCAAGUCUCUUUCUAGUUUAGAUAUAGAUAGUGUAGAUGGUAUAAGUAAAUCAAAAAACUUCAGUAAUGAUUCAGAAAGUAGUCAUGAAAGAAAAAUACAAUUAUUAAUGAAUGAAGCUUAUGGAACAUUCAUUGAUGCCCGUGAAUGUGAAAAUGACACAUUAUCAUUUUCUUACCAUAAAGAUAAUGAUUCUAACUUUACAUCAGGAAAAAAUGUUAAUGAACAAACUUUAGAGCGUAAAGGAUAUUUACGUCGUGUAGCAAAAAAAGUAUCAUCCACUUACUCAACUCUUGUGCAAGAUAAAAAUCACUUAUUCCAUGCAUUGCUUUUAGUUGGACUUGACUUAAGUUCUACAAAAGAAAAACUUCCUUAUAUUAAAUAUAAAUAUCCAGAUAAUGUUAAAGUACCUAAACAAAUUGAAAAUUUAUGUUUCCCUGAUGCUCAUGUUUGGCCAUUUACUGCUGACGAUUGUCGAACAUAUACUUUAACUGUUACUGAUGAAAAUGGUAGAAGAUACUAUGGCUAUUGUUAUAGAGUACAGCCAGAAGAAGCUUCUUAUUGUUUACCAUUAGUAUACUGCAUAUACUCAAUGAUUAAAGCCAAUAGCUUUUAUUUUCAGGUAUUACGAGAAAUUGAGUCAAGACAUGGUCUUUCUGAGUUUAAUAUUAAAGAAUUUAUUCAAUUAUUAUACAAUCAAACAUUUCCAGAGCUAGGAUCUACUAUUUUUAUUCCUCAAAAUUGUACUAAUUCAAUUUCGUUCUUGUCUGAACAAACACGAGAGAUUCGCAGACCAUUUGAUAUUCGACAAGAACAAAAUGAUUUACUGAAACUGUUGCAAGUAAUAAAGCCUUCUACUUUUAUACAAAUGCUUGCUUCCAUGUUACUUGAAAGAAAGUUAAUACUUUUCAGCAAAUCUAUCAGCUUAUUAUCGAGUAGUAUAGAUGGACUUACAGCUGCAUUGUAUCCUUUUACUUGGCAGCAUACCCUUAUUUCAGUUCUUCCUUCACAAAUGGUUUCUAUAACUGAUUUUGUUCAAGCGCCUACCCCUUUCAUUGUUGGAAUAAUAAAAAGUGAUAUUCAAUUAGAUAUUUUGGCUCAAUUUAGUGAAAAUGACCAAGUGUUUAUAUUUGAUUUGGAUACUAAUAAGAUAUUGCGUAAAGUAAAAGAUGAAUAUAGUGUUAUACCUUCAAGAAUUGCUAAAGGCUUAAAGAAUGUAAUGAGUUUAAAAGUAGAACUACAACAUUCUACCAAAGCAAUUUUGGCAUCUGAAUCUCUUAUAAGAUUAUUUGUUGAACUAGUGGGUCAUUUCAGAAUGUUUAUAUUGCCUAGUUCACAAAAUAAAAAAUUUCACUUUCAGAAACAACCAUUCAUUGAUGCUGGAUCAAAUACUGCUCAUCAAAAUUUUUUAGAGUGGUUUACCGAGACUGCAAUGUUUACAACAUUUAUUAAUAACAGAUUAAAUUGUGAGAUCGAUAAUAAAGAUGUAUUUGAACGUCGAUGUGAAGAGUUUACAUUGGAGCUCAAUAAAAUUAAACAAAAAUCUAAAACACUUCAGACUGUAAAAGCUAUUGGUGACCGAAUUAAGGAAUGGACUGUUUUAUAAAGUUUCAUGUAAUUUUUUUAAGCUAUCUUCCUAUAUCUGUGUAUAUUUAUAUAUAUAUAUAAAUGUUAUAUAAUUUUUUAUUUAUGAUAUAUCAUGCUGUCUAAAGUAAAAUUUGCAAAGUGAACUAAUGCAUAUUGAA
Daktulosphaira vitifoliae (grape phylloxera) is the source of this 2906-nucleotide messenger RNA. RefSeq names its product DENN domain-containing protein 2B-like. NCBI's taxonomy places the organism in Eukaryota, Metazoa, Arthropoda, Insecta, Hemiptera, Phylloxeridae. The coding region runs from base 167 to 2767 and encodes 866 amino acids. The record is from RefSeq and is a predicted model, not a curated record. The transcript has 10 exons.